AUGACCACGAUACUCCAGGGGCUGAUCACGGUCAUUCUGGAUCUGAAGGCAGAGCAAACGGACAGAUUGAGUGAGCGCGGGAGAUGUGUCUUGCAUGACGAUCGAUCUCUGGAGCUUGUAUGCCUAGCAAGGCACACCGGACCACCCCACUAUUACGGCUGUAUGCGUAAAUCUCUUACGGAAGCAGGAUCAGAAACCUGGGCAGACCCUGCAGCUAUCCAACGAGCACCAGCGAGAAGUUCGUAUCGCUCCAAGGCAUCAGUGCUUCGACAGUACAUGAUGCUGAAACUCGCGUUGGCGCGCCGGUUGAUCCCUCCUGCGUCACUGCUGGGCAAAGUCGCAAGAGUGCUAGAGUUGUUGCAACCAAUCGUUGCCUCUGCCGGAAACAUUAUCAAGGGCAGGAGCGAGUACAGGAGUGACAGAAGGUUUUACCUGAACUUUCGCCUCUCAAUCGAAAGUCUUUCGAUUGUGCUUGUAGAGAUGAAGUCUCUAAGCAGAACGAAGGCCCAAAACGCGGAAGAUCAUCGGGAACUUUUUGAUGGACUGAACUUGGCCAUAGUAUCGGGGCUGUAG
Gamsiella multidivaricata is the source of this 573-nucleotide messenger RNA. RefSeq lists its product as uncharacterized. The record is from RefSeq and is a predicted model, not a curated record. NCBI's taxonomy places the organism in Eukaryota, Fungi, Mortierellomycota, Mortierellomycetes, Mortierellales, Mortierellaceae. The transcript has 4 exons. The coding region runs from base 1 to 573 and encodes 190 amino acids.